This is a messenger RNA of Psylliodes chrysocephalus, 1357 nucleotides long. Lineage: Eukaryota; Metazoa; Arthropoda; Insecta; Coleoptera; Chrysomelidae. The record is from the annotation of a GenBank genome assembly.
CAAAAGGUUAUUUUAUGUCAUAACUGAAUCAUUUAUUGACAAAAAUAUAUAUAUUUUUGAUGAAGUGCUUUAAACAUGUUUUACUAUAUUUUAUGAUAAUAUGAGGCCUAGACGAUUUCAUCAAUAUGUUGAAAAAGUGGACAUUAAUGUAGCGUGGAGAGUAAUGCAUGUUUUUUGUUUCAUUGGAAUUGCUAUCAGUUCAAUGGAAGGAGCGUUUGCUUUCUGCGAAAUUUACGAUAUUUUUAAUUAUCGAUGCAUUUUGUACGCUAAAGUUUCAACAAAAUUAACUGGUAUUGAAUUUAAGAAUAAAACUGACAUAUCCCCUUCAUCUCCAUCAAUCACAGAAAAUAAAGUAGAUAUGUUGGUGGACUCCGAAGAAGUUAAAGAUAGCAUGAAGUCAGCAAACAAUCCGAAAAUGCAUAACUUAAAUUUAAAAUUAAAUUUGGGAAUCUUCGAAAGUGAUUACUAUAUAGAAGUUGGUACAAACACUCGAAAACUUAAUUUUGAACAAGCAAAACCAGUGCCUGGAGUACCUCACAUUUACAUAUAUGAUGAUGAAUUAUGGUUAAGCAACGAAACAAUGACUGCAAGGGCACAUGUAGGAAUGACAUCAACUGUUUUUGCUACUGUUAUGAUGUGUAAUUUUGUCAUUUUGGUACCGUUUAUAGGAUUUGUUGUUGCUGCAGUUUUCACAUUUAUUGUACUCCUAUUUAGAAGAACGCACAGAGGGUUAAUAGAUUCAGUUCCUGCAGAUUGGUUAUAUGUUUAUCCAUUAGCAAUUGUAACAAGUACCAUGACUAUUUUAGCUGUAGUGGCUUUAAACUUGGUGUACAAUGGUUUAAAUGCAUUUUGCGCUCAUUUUGUGCAUUUCACUGGACAAAAUCGCUGCUCUCCUUUACUGGAUUAUUUUACAAAGGAACAAAAACUAGGGCGCCGCGAUCUGUACAGAAGCAUGAAACUUAGCCAGAAUUGUUUUUUCAUAUCUACAAUGUUUUGGAUUGCCCAACUAGUUGUUAUCCUAAUGAGAAUUUUUUGUUCUGUGGAUUUUUAUUUAAUCAAAGUCUUAAUAAGAAAAAAAUCCCGUUUCGAUGAUGAAGAUUACGACGACGAAGAUUAUUUCGACGUAGGAGAGUAUGAAUUUGCGGCUAAUUCUCAAAUGAAAUUAAUCGAUUUAGUAAGAGAAUUAAAGGCACAAAAGCAAGACAAAAAUAAGGCUAGAAUAAUUCCUGAUAUUACAAUAGCUAAAUAUCAGUAAACUUUAUAGAUACAUCAAAAACAGUAAUUAUAAUGUACCUCGUUGAAAUAUUUUACUUGUAAGACAUAUUAAAAACUAUAAUAAAUAUUUUUUUAUUUUUAA